AAUGCCCUACAUUAUUUGUAGGAAGAUGCCAGGAGGUGAAGGUGGACCUAUUAAUCUGGAUCAAACAACCGUCACAUUGGAACCUGAUAAUAUCAGUAGCGGGGGAUUACAUGUUCCUGGGAAAGAUAGAGUGGUAUUUCGACCUCCUGAUAGAAAGUCUCUUCUAGGAUUGGAUGUUCUUGCUGAUGCAAAAAGGGAAUCUAAGGGAGAUGGUCAAUUCAAGGUUCCAAGGGAGAAGUCAGUUUCAGUUGUGUCUUCUAUAGACGAAGAUGAGAAGUCUGCAUCCUCAGGAUUGGAUGAGGUUGGGGGAAAUGUAUCCAAUAGUGGACGUAGUCAUGCCAGUCGUCGUUAUCGUGAAACAGCUGCAGAUGAGACUUCUCAUUCAGAAAGUAAUUUGACAAGAGAGGUCCAAGAUACUGAUACAGCUGGAGCUCAUCACUCAAAUGAACGUAGGCAUUCCGAAGUUCACACGCCAUCUACUGGAAGUACCCGGAGUGGUCCAUCUCAGAGUCCUUAUAGGUAUGAUAGGGAUGGUCGUCGUAGUGACAGAAGAGACUCUAGGAAUGACUCUUGGAGUGAGAGCAGGAGGCUGCAAAAUAGACAUGAUGAUUAUAGUAAAGACAACUAUCGUGGAAGGGAAACACCUAGUCGACAUGGAUAUGAACGGAAGUAUGAAAGAGAAUAUGGAAGAAAACGAAGUAAAUACAGUAAUUCUUCAAGGACACCUGGCAGAUCUGAUUGGGAUGAUGGAAGAUGGGAAUGGGAAGAUACUCCACACCGAGAUAGUCAUUCUAGGACUGAUAGACACCAUCGACCUUCACCAUCCCCGAUGCUUCUUGGAGCAUCACCGGAUGCACGACUGGUGUCCCCCUGGUUGGGUGGUCAUACACCUCAUUCUUCGGGGCCUGCUGCUUCACCUUGGGAUUAUGUAUCUCCAUCUCCUGUCCCAAUACGUGCUUCUGGAUCGUCAGCUCGGUCUUCAAAUUCUUAUCCUGGUGGAAGGUCCCAUCAACCAACAUUUUCUGCAGAAAAUUCACGACGAAUUCAUGAGGAUGGAGAAGCUGAUAAAAGUCCUUUAGACAAAGAACAAAGCAAUGAGAUUACUGAAAGAAUGCAUUUAGAGAUGGAAUACAAUUCUGACCGUGCAUGGUAUGACAGAGAAGAAGGUAACACAAUGUUUGAUAGUGAUACCUCAUCAUUUUACCUUGGGGAUGAUGCUUCUUUGCAAAAGAAAGAGGCUGAGUUGGCUAAGAGACUGGUUCGGAAGGAUGGAACACGGAUGACACUUGCACAGAGCAAAAAGUUAUCACAACUGGCUGCAGAUAAUGUUCAAUGGGAAGAUCGCCAGCUUUUGAGAUCUGGGGCAGUUCGGGGGACUGAGGUGCAAACAGAAUUCGAGGAUGAGGAUGAGCGCAAGGUUAUUCUUCUUGUUCAUGAUACAAAGCCUCCAUUCUUGGAUGGGAGGGUUGUUUUUACAAAGCAAGCAGAUCCAAUAAUGCCCUUGAAAGAUCCUACAUCCGAUAUGGCUAUAAUAUCACGCAAAGGAUCCACGUUGGUUCGGGAAAUUCGUGAGAAACAGAGUAUGAAUAAGUCACGUCAACGGUUUUGGGAGCUUGCAGGAUCAAAACUUGGUGAUAUCCUGGGUGUGGAAAAAACAGCAGAGCAGGUUGAUGCAGAUACGGCUAAAGUAGGGGAGGAAGGUGAAGUUGACUUUAAGGAGGAUGCAAAAUUUGCACAACAUAUGAAAGAGAAGGGAGAAGCAGUGAGUGAUUUUGCAAAGUCAAAGACCUUAGCACAGCAGCGACAAUAUUUGCCAAUAUAUUCUGUACGAGAGGAGUUACUGCAGGUUAUUCGUGAAAAUCAAAUAAUUGUUGUAGUUGGGGAAACUGGUUCAGGAAAGACAACUCAACUUACACAGUAUCUGCAUGAAGAUGGAUACACUACAAAUGGUAUUGUUGGUUGCACUCAACCAAGGCGUGUGGCAGCUAUGAGUGUUGCUAAGCGAGUUAGUGAAGAGAUGGAAACUGAGCUGGGUGAUAAAGUUGGUUAUGCCAUCAGGUUCGAGGAUGUGACUGGGCCGAACACCAUAAUAAAGUACAUGACUGAUGGAGUUCUCCUACGUGAGACGCUGAAAGAUUCAGAUCUAGAAAAAUAUCGUGUAAUUGUUAUGGAUGAAGCUCAUGAGAGAUCACUCAACACUGAUGUACUCUUCGGGAUACUGAAGAGAGUUGUUGCACAACGUCGUGACUUCAAGCUCAUUGUCACAUCUGCAACCCUAAAUGCACAGAAGUUCUCCAACUUCUUUGGAAGUGUACCAAUAUUCAGCAUUCCUGGAAGGACUUUUCCUGUAAAUACUCUGUACAGUAAGACCCCGUGUGAAGACUAUGUUGAAGGUGCAGUGAAGCAGGCCAUGGCUAUCCACAUUACCAGCCCUCCUGGCGACAUCCUAAUAUUCAUGACUGGCCAAGAUGAGAUUGAAGCAACCUGCUAUGCACUUGCAGAGCGCAUGGAACAACUUGAAUCUUCCACUAAGAAGGGAGUACCUCAACUCUCAAUACUCCCCAUAUACUCGCAGUUGCCAGCUGACUUGCAAGCCAAGAUCUUCCAGAAAGCUGAAGAUGGGGCCCGCAAAUGCAUUGUUGCCACCAACAUUGCAGAAACUUCGUUGACUGUGGAUGGUAUCUUUUAUGUCAUCGAUACAGGCUAUGGUAAAAUGAAAGUUUACAAUCCUAGGAUGGGUAUGGAUGCUCUUCAAGUGUUUCCAGUUAGUCGAGCUGCUGCCGAUCAGCGUGCUGGUCGUGCAGGGAGGACAGGACCAGGUACAUGUUAUAGGCUAUAUACGGAGAGUGCUUACCAGAAUGAGAUGCUGCCUAACCCUGUGCCUGAGAUCCAGAGAACUAAUCUUGGCAACGUGGUUCUAUUGCUCAAAUCCCUUAAGAUUGAAAACCUACUGGACUUUGAUUUCAUGGACCCACCUCCACAGGAUAACAUCCUUAAUUCCAUGUAUCAGUUGUGGGUUUUAGGUGCAUUGAACAAUGUUGGGAGCUUGACAAAUCUUGGCUGGAAGAUGGUUGAAUUUCCUUUGGAUCCACCACUUGCUAAGAUGCUCCUUAUGGGAGAGCAACUAGGAUGUUUGAAUGAGGUUCUGACAGUUGUGUCCAUGUUAUCGGUGCCAUCAGUGUUCUUCCGGCCAAAAGAUAGGGCAGAGGAGAGUGAUGCAGCAAGGGAGAAAUUUUUUGUGCCAGAAUCAGAUCACUUGACGCUCCUCAAUGUAUAUCAGCAGUGGAAGGCAAACCAGUAUAGGGGAGACUGGUGCAAUGAUCACUUCUUGCAAGUUAAAGGGCUGAGGAAGGCUAGGGAGGUGAGAUCUCAGUUGCUGGAUAUACUCAAGACCCUUAAAAUCCCACUCACAUCAUGCGGGCCUGAUUGGGAUGUUGUAAGGCAAGCCAUCUGUUCUGCUUAUUUUCAUAAUUCUGCACGGUUGAAAGGGGUAGGGGAGUAUGUUAAUUGCAGGAAUGGAAUGCCAUGCCAUCUCCACCCUAGUAGUGCUCUCUAUGGUCUUGGCUAUACUCCAGAUUAUGUAGUGUAUCAUGAAUUAAUAUUGACAACUAAGGAGUACAUGCAGUGUGCGACUGCAGUGGAGCCCCAGUGGUUAGCAGAGCUAGGCCCCAUGUUUUUCUCAGUGAAAGAUUCAGAUACAUCGAUGCUUGAACAUAAGAAAAAACAGAAGGAAGAGAAAACUGCAAUGGAGGAGGAGAUGGAGAAUUUGAGGAAGAGACAAGCAGACGAAGAGAGGGAAAACAAGACGAAAGAGAGGGAGAAGAGGGCGAAACAACAGCAGCAGGUGUCUAUGCCAGGAUUACGACAGGGCACAUCCACAUAUCUUCGGCCUAAGAAGAUCGGCUUGUAAUUAUAUAUUAUGUAUUUUUACCCAAUUGUUCUAAUUCUUUUGUAUCCUUCAAAAAAGAAUAGAUUGAGGCAUUGUAUAAAGUUUUGGUAGUUACGGCCUAAGAGAUAAUGUAUUUCAUUUCAGAUAGAUGUCAACACUGAUGGAAAUAUAUAGUUCCCUCUAUUUUAUAUGCAACACUGCAUCCUUGAAAAUUGAAGUUCACAGAACCUAUUGAAAGUUACUUUAAGAAUACAACUGUCCUAUGUAUUCUUUCUCUUUCAAGAUAAUGUCUGCUCCAUUUGUGCUCUAUUGGCUAAGCAGGAAGAAUGAUAUUCCAUAUACAGUGAUCAUGAAUGAACUGCAGUUAGUUGUAAG
Molecule: messenger RNA, 4264 nt
Organism: Telopea speciosissima
Lineage: Eukaryota; Viridiplantae; Streptophyta; Magnoliopsida; Proteales; Proteaceae
Product: pre-mRNA-splicing factor ATP-dependent RNA helicase DEAH7
Exons: 16
Coding region: 2-3910 (1302 amino acids)
Biological process (GO): mRNA splicing, via spliceosome
Cellular component (GO): spliceosomal complex; intracellular anatomical structure
Molecular function (GO): ATP binding; RNA binding
Source: RefSeq, a predicted model, not a curated record